Molecule: messenger RNA, 1122 nt
Organism: Harpia harpyja (harpy eagle)
Lineage: Eukaryota; Metazoa; Chordata; Aves; Accipitriformes; Accipitridae
Product: cathepsin G-like
Exons: 5
Coding region: 39-770 (243 amino acids)
Biological process (GO): proteolysis
Molecular function (GO): serine-type endopeptidase activity
Source: RefSeq, a predicted model, not a curated record
CCGCACAACUUGGAAGGAGUGUUCAGCUGUGGGAAGAGAUGUGCCAGCCCCAGCCGCUGCUGGCCCUGCUGCUCCUGCUUUCCUGCCCAUGGGCCAAUGCCAGUGCUUUACGGGGUCAGAUUGUGGGGGGCCAUGAGGCUCAGCCCCACUCCCACCCUUACAUGGCCUACCUAAAGGUAGGGAUGUUAGCGUGCGGAGGCUUCCUGGUGGCCCCUGACUGGGUGAUGACAGCUGCACACUGCAUGGGGAAUGCCACAGUCAUACUGGGGGCUCACAACAUCCACGAACCAGAAACGACCCAGCAGAUCCGGGGAGUUAUCAGAUACUACCAGCACCCUGAAUAUGACCCCAACACCGUGUCUAACGACAUCAUGCUGCUCAAGCUGACAGCAAAGGCCACUCUCAAUGACUACGUCAAGACCAUUCCACUGCCCAAGACCAGCAGUGACCUCCCCACGGGCACCAAGUGCAGCAUAGCUGGAUGGGGCCUGAUCGACAACGACCGGGCGACCAACAAGCUCUUUGAAACCAAAGUCUCCAUCUACAGCCGCAGGAAAUGCAUCCACUUCUAUCCACAUCUCAACACCGGCAUGGUGUGUGCAGGCAGCUUCCACGAGCUCAGUGAUUCCAGCCAGGGAGAUUCUGGUGGGCCACUGGUAUGCAAUAAGGUGGCACAAGGCAUCGUUUCCUUUGGGUACAACACCCCACCCGGGGUCUACACCCGCAUCUCCAACUACUUGCCCUGGAUCAAAAAAAUCCUGAAGAAGUAGCAGCAGCAGCACUCGCUCCAGCAUUGGUGCAGCCCUGGAGACUGCACUGGUUUCCUUCCUGCCCCUGCUGAAGGCUUGACUCCCUCCUCUCCUUGCAAACCUGAGUGACCUGAUCGGUGCACACAAGCAUGCCCUGCUUUCUGUUCUGAGGCUGCUGGCUGUCCCAUUCCCUGCCCAUCUCAGGCAGACAGUUCGGGGCUAUGUUAAAUCACCCUGGCAGAAGCAGGGAUCACCCCAGAUGGCACCAGAAAGAGGCUGUGCUACAAUGGAUCCCGUUUCCUUCAGAGAUAACCCUGUCCCUGCUUGAACCUUGCUGCACUUAAAACACCCACAGUAAACUCAGGCUGCAUUU